AUGCCAGUUAUUGAAAAGAUACUGCAAGGAAUUGUCAGGUACAACAAUGUCACUAAACCUGCAGCUCUAAAACAGCUCAUAGAGGUCAACAAGAAUGUCCAGCCAAAAGCCAUUGUCAUAUCCUGCAUUGAUGCCCGUGUAUUGCCAGCAAAGUUCUUAGACAAUGAAAUUGGGGAUCAUUUUAUGGUGCGUAAUGUUGGGAACAUGAUUCCAGAUGCUGAUACAUUAAAUACAGAUACAGUCUCUACUGAAGCUGGAGCGCUAGAAUUCUGCUGUGUUCAAAAAAAUGUCAAACAUGUCAUUGUCUGUGGUCAUUCUGAUUGUAAAACAGUGAGUAUGUUAUAUGAAAAAUGUGUCGCUGAAGAAUUCUCAAAAUCUCCUACAACUUUUCUAGAAAUGUGGCUGAAACUUCAUGGUAGAAACACAUUAAAGGCAUUUAACCAGUUACAGGAACAUAAUAAUUUCAUGGGACCACUCAAAUUUGACAUUGAAAAUUAUAAAAGCUUUGAAGCUUAUAUUGACCCAGAAAAUAAAUUCAGUAUCGUAGAUAAAUUUUCUCAGGUGAAUUGUCUUCAACAAUUACAUCACAUAUCCACUUAUCCUUUCUUAAAGUUAAAACUAAUGACAGGGCAGUUGUUUUUACAUGCAUUCUGGUUUGAUGUACACUCUGCUGAUGUUUAUAUGUUUAGUCGCAGCAGGAAACAGUUUAUACCAGUAUCUGACGAUACCUAUGACCAUUUAUUAGAAGACUGUCAUAAACAGAAAUAA
This is a messenger RNA of Lottia gigantea (owl limpet), 768 nucleotides long. RefSeq lists its product as hypothetical. The transcript is spliced from 4 exons. Gene Ontology annotation, molecular function: carbonate dehydratase activity; zinc ion binding. Lineage: Eukaryota; Metazoa; Mollusca; Gastropoda; Lottiidae. The coding region runs from base 1 to 768 and encodes 255 amino acids. The record is from RefSeq and is a predicted model, not a curated record.